AUGGGUUCAGUAAUGAGGAAGCCAAACACCAUGCACCGCUUUCCUCUUUUAUGUUGUUUCUUUAAUCAUUUUUCAAAAUGUACUUGCUUUCAUGGAGUACGAAGGCUAGGCUCUGCUGCUGCUGAUAUAUCCCAUGUUGGUCUACGCAUUACAGAGGCUUACUGGGAAUAUCGGCUUAAGCCGUGUGACAUGGUUGCUGGCAUUCUGGUACUCCUUCUUACAUUGUGGAAUCAGAUUUGCUAA
Triticum turgidum subsp. durum (durum wheat) is the source of this 243-nucleotide messenger RNA. Lineage: Eukaryota; Viridiplantae; Streptophyta; Magnoliopsida; Poales; Poaceae. The record is from the annotation of a GenBank genome assembly.